Chroicocephalus ridibundus (black-headed gull) is the source of this 694-nucleotide messenger RNA. It is a transcript of the gene CCDC169, whose product is annotated as coiled-coil domain containing 169. The transcript is spliced from 8 exons. Lineage: Eukaryota; Metazoa; Chordata; Aves; Charadriiformes; Laridae. The record is from RefSeq and is a predicted model, not a curated record. The coding region runs from base 79 to 651 and encodes 190 amino acids.
CAUCACAAAUCCAAACAGCACCGUAUCGGCUGAAGAUUAACUGUAUCCCAACCAAAACCACUGGGACUGGAAGCCACAAUGGGGCAAAUGCUUGAAAUCUCAAUAUUUGAACUGAGAAACACGGUAACAGAACUGGAAAAAAGACUUAGCAGUGUUGAAGAUGAAGGUAAUGAAUGGAAAACCAGAUAUGAGACACAAGUAGAAUUGAACAAACAGCUGGAAAGGCAAAUUAAUAUUCUUCAAGAGAAGACGGAGCUUAUUCGUGGCAAUCCAGCAGAUAAAUUGUCCAUUGUUCGCAGCUUUGAUCAAAUGCCUGUGGGUUCCUUAAAGGAGGUUCUUAAACAACUAGAAGAAGAGAAGAGAAGUCUCCAGAAUCAGCUAAAAGACUACGAACUUAGACUGGAACAGGAAGCAAAGGCUUACCACAAAGCUAAUGAUGAGCGGCGCAUGUACCUCUCUGAGAUCUUACAGACCUCAGCUACACUUAAAAUUGUUGAAAGGCAAAAACCAGGUGCUCUGACAUGCAAGGGAGAAAACAAGAUACUGAGAGGGAGAUACAGUGUUCCAGGAAACACGAAGAUGGUUAAUCCUCAAAAAGGAUUGAUUAAAAAGACUGUAGGAGUGACACAGCUUCCAAAACUAAAGCACUGAUUUAAUAUUAAUGCCAAGAACUUCCAAUCACUUUUUAAAAAAU